ACCGCAACACUGGCGUCAACCCAACCACUACCACCGCAAUGAGACUCGGCAGCUACUCCGCCAUCAUCACCUCUAACGAGUCCCGUCUGGAGGAGUACCAAGUACAGGUAUCUCAUGAGGGGAGGAUGGCUACAUGCUGGGUGGCGUCAAACGAAGGCCAGAGGUUCGGCGUGAACUGCAACCUUGGGAAGGGGCAGGAUACGCUCCGCAUCCGGCUGUUCGCGGACGGAGUCCUCCUCGACAAACGGAUAGCAGAUAAGAUGCACCACUGCUGUUUAUCUGGGAACCGUCUCAACUCGAGAGAGAAAAGACCGUUCGAGUUCGCUCAGGGAGUGGUGCCUAUUGAAGAGUUCGACCCCCCAGAAGUGGAGGAAGACGAAGAUGAGGAAGACGGAGCUGCUAGGAUCCAAGCGAGGGAUACGGAGAUGUGGUCCGAGAGGGGGACGAUCACUGUCGAGUUCUUUCGAGUGAAGGUAGAGUAUGGCCAGUUGCCCCCGCCCGAGGAACAUCGGUAUUUCGCUACGAGCAGUCAAGGGCUGCACACGAUCCGAGUGGGGAGAACGGAAAUAAGUCACAGGCUUAGGCUCAGAAAUAUCAUAAACGUCGAGCCGGACGCGCAGGACGAACCGCUCGUGACGUUCAAGUUCAAGCACAGGCCUAGAGCGUGGCUGGAGAUGUACGGCAUCAUACCGCGGGGAGAACUGGAUCUUAUAGCCGGGUUGACGCUUUCCUCCCUAGAGGGGGAGGGGGAGGAGAGCAGGAAGAGGAGGCGGAGUCCGACACCUGUGUAUGUGAAGAAGCUUGCUAGGCUCGGGAUGGGCGAAGACGGCGAGGAGUCCGCGGAGGACGAGCAGAACAUGGACGACUCUGGCCAGCCAAGGCAUACGCUAAACCAUACCCGUGUAGCGGACGAACCGCUCAUGACUACCGACCCGGAGGACGAUGCGGACUCCUCCUCGCCUUCAUCAGAAGGAAACGCAUCUAUUGCUGCCCAGCCAGGGACACCGACGCUUACUCCUCCUGCAAAGUCGAGGGCUUUGGACCUGGGGCUGUCUACGUCUGUCCCGCUUACAACGAACGGGAUGGGCCAGUUCUCAUUUGCUUUACCACAUGGUCAGGGAGGACCGGGAGCGCUCGAGCUGGAGAAUCAGGGUCAUGCUGUUCCAGCACCAGUAGGAGGGCUGGGAGGAGAGGAUAAACACGGGGAGACAUUCCUCCUCUACCGAGAUGGAGGGGACGAAGAUUCCCCCAUCCAGCCCCGUACCCCGACGCACCCUCACGCCCACACGCACACGCACACGUACAUGCAAGAAAAUGGUCGAGAUGCAGACGGAAGGAGCCCGACGAAGCGUAGGAGGUCAGAGGGCAUGCGCUCCAUGGCCGAAGGCGAGGGGAGUGGGAGGCCGUUGAUCACCCCGCCGGUGGAGAUGCCCGAGGUGGACACGCGGUCCAACCUCCCUUUUGUGGAAAUGGAGACGGGGUUCGUACCCUCUGGUAUGCUGGUGAUGGAUGGCGAUACCCCGACAAUGGGGGAUUCGAUGGACCCGACGCCGACGAACUCGAUCGCGCCCACGCCAACACCGACCCCCCAGUUUGUGCAAGAAAGUAGCAUGUGCACGCGAGCGGCCGACGGCCCGCCUAUACCGUCAGAUGCUAUGGAGAGCGAUUGACAGUGCUGUACAUUUCUUGUGGUGUGUGGAGACACUUGGCUGGUCAGUUGGACCUCUGAAAAAUGACGCUGUUGUUGCUUGGACAGCGUUGCUGUACGUUUUCUUUCUAAUGGCUUGCAUUCAUACAUCUCCUACACGAUCCCAUCCCAUCCCAUCCCGUUCUCAUGCAAUCCCACCACCACCACCUUCCUUGCAUCGAAUUCCCCUUUUCUGCAUCCCCUGCAUGCCUCUGUCUAGUGAUAUCAUGUAUACACUGUGUCGUGUACCUAUGCUCGAAUGAAUGAAUCCAGU
This is a messenger RNA of Dacryopinax primogenitus, 1961 nucleotides long. RefSeq lists its product as uncharacterized. The transcript has 4 exons. The coding region runs from base 39 to 1670 and encodes 543 amino acids. Lineage: Eukaryota; Fungi; Basidiomycota; Dacrymycetes; Dacrymycetales; Dacrymycetaceae. The record is from RefSeq and is a predicted model, not a curated record.